UCAUCGCCAACCCACGUCCAAGCGUGUUUCCAUGCAUUCCCUGACACUUCCCUGUGGGACGGAAAAGUGAAAAUUUGUGAAAAAAACCAUGUCGAUGGUUGCAGGGAGUCUCGGACCCGCUACCCACUCUCUUCCACAGGUGCGCUGUCCCAAAGUCCCCCAAGCUUCUCUUCCUUCACAUUGGCACCCAUCAUUCACCAACCAUUUACCACCAAACCAGACGCCUGUGACACAUGCAGAUCUCACCACCUGUUUCGUGUGGGGGUUAUGCUAACGACAACAUGAGUCGGUCUUCUAGAAUUGCAGAUUUGCAAAGUUCCACAGCCAAAUUGCACGGCAUUGCUUCAUCUCACCCUCCUAAGUAUUUUGAUUCCUUCAUCGGCAUUCCCUCUGGGUACCUGACGGAGGACAUUAAAUUUGAAUCCAUGACGUCAAGUUCUCCAUAUCAACGUGGACUCAAUCAUCCUGGGUGAUACAUUUCUGGUCUUUUAUACAAAACAGUCUCGCCCCAAAAUUGCUCAAGAGGAUGAAUAACAAGGCCCUCUUGUCUGUGUUGCCUGUUCUAGCCAUUCUCUGGAACGGUUCAACGACACAUAUACUAUCGUCAGGAGUUGUAUCAUGGCUUCCGCCGACCUAAACCCCGACAAUGUCCAAGGUCUCUCGAUCGUCAACCCACAGCGCCGGGUACUCCCAGGCCCAUCGCUUCUCCAUGAUCUGGUGGCCAAGCCUGCAAAUGAUACCCUCAUGCUCGACUUUCUUCAGCCAGACGAUACUCGUGUCAAGAUCAGUUAUCAUCGCUUUCAACUUUUGACUGAUCUUUUGGCUAGACAUAUUCGAUCACGCAUAGCCCAAUUGCCCGCUCGACAAGUCAUUGUUCCUGCAAUCAUACCCCAAUGUCCAGAACUAUAUAUUGCUUGGGUCGGCGUGUUGAAGGCCGGGGCUGGCUAUUGUCCUGUCAAUCCAGAUAUCCCCGACGAACGCUUGAAAUUUAUUGUCAAAGACGUUGAAGCCCCUUUUGUGCUGACGACUAGCGUAAGCCAUCGCCAGGCUCAAAGUAUCCUGGUCGGCGUCGAUUGUAUCACUGUCUCUCUCCAGUCAUUGGAACAGGAGCUUCUUGUUGCAACCGAUGGCCGAGUUCAAGAUGCGUCGUUUCUGGACAUCGAUCCAAAGGGGCCAGCAUAUGUUAUGUACACCUCAGGGUCCACUGGACUCCCAAAAGGCGUCAAAGUCUCUCAUUUUUCAGCUACUCAGUCUUUACUGGCACAUCAGGAGCACAUUCCCAACUUCAAGCGUUUUUUACAGUUCGCUGCGCCGACAUUUGACGUUUCUAUAUUCGAAAUCUUCUUCCCCUUCUACCGGGGUGCAACUCUGGUGGGUUGUGACCGGGAGCGAAUGCUUGCGGACCUCCCUGGCACAAUGACAGCAUUGGACAUCGAUGCUGCCGAGCUCACUCCAACGGUAGCCGGAACUCUACUGUGCACAAGAGAAGCCGCACCAUGCUUAAAGACUCUCCUCACCAUUGGAGAAAUGUUGACCCCUCAAGUGGUCACUGAAUUUGGGGGCACUGAUGAUCGACAAAGUAUGCUGUUCGCCAUGUAUGGUCCAACAGAAGCGGCCAUCCAUUGCACCAUUGCUCCCAAAUUGGCUGCAUCGGCAUCCGUUCGAAGCAUAGGCAUCCCAUUUUCCACCGUAACUGCCUUUGUUCUAAAGGAAGACUCUCUUCUCGAGAUUGCGCCAAUUGGACAAGUUGGCGAGCUUUCCAUAGCCGGACAGCUGGCAGAUGGCUAUCUCAACCGCCCAGAUCAAAGUGCAGCUGCCUUUGUAUACCUGCCUGGUCACGGAAACGUGUACAAGACGGGCGAUCGUGCUAUGUGCCACCCGGAUGGACGUCUCGAAAUUCUAGGCCGAAUUUCCGCUGGACAAGUAAAGAUUCGUGGCCAGCGAGUUGAACUGGGAGAAAUAGAACAGGUCGCUGCAAAGGUUCCCAACCUCACCAUCGCCGUGGCGAGUGUGAUAGAUGAUGUUCUUGUCUUGUUCUGCGCAGGCAAUCAAGCUCUUGCCCAUGGUGAUGUCGCAGCCACCUGCAAGUCGUGGCUCCCACCUUUCAUGCGGCCCGGCGAGAUCUUCCACGUUGAAGAAGUCCCUCGCCUCCCCUCUGGGAAAAUUGAUCGUAAAUCCCUUGAGAGUACUUACCGACAGUCUCGAAACUUGAGCAUCCAAGACGAGUAUUUUGAGGAUGAGCUCGAACGAAACAUUGCAUCAAUCUUGAGGGAUGAGCUAAGUAGUCGACCACAACGACUGACAUCCCUUUGGUCAUCUGGACUUGAUUCGCUUCAUGCAAUCAAAGUUGCCUCAAAACUUCGCCAAAAAUAUCCAAACGUCUCUGCUGCCAUGGUUCUGGAAGCCGAAAACAUCCCUGAGCUUGCGAUCCUGAUUCGCAAGACUGAUGGUCUGGAAAAGAAAUCCGACAAAAGCAAGGAGGGAUUAAACGCUGAAUGGGCUGCGAUUGAACAGGAACUCCAAAACCAUUCCCAGCUCCGCAAACCGGGACAGCCUUACGAUAGACUUCUACCAUGCAGUCCGAUGCAAAUCGCUAUGCUGGUAGAAACUUGUACCGAUGAGCGUUUGAAUUUCAAUGAUAUACUGGUCAAGCUGGAUACCACUGUAUCUUUCCAAGACUUCGAGGAGGCUUUCCAGCUUCUCGCCCACCACAAUGAGAUCUUACGCUCGGGGUUUAUCGCGACUGGGCGAGAGGCUAUCCCCUUCGCCCAAGUCGUAUGGCAAGAUCUUGGUGGCUCAGAGCUUUCCUUACUACACCCAAUCAAAUUAAGCAGUAAAGGAGAGGACAAGAGUGAAGUCCUCGUGCGCAUUCAUCACGCUAUUUACGAUGGGUGGUCUUGGGACUUAAUCCUAGACGACUUGAACUCGAUACUCUCCGGGAAGUCUUGUCCAGAGCGCAUCCAAUACACCGAUUUCUACGAUUCUCAAUUAAGCCAGACAAGCUUACAGGCGCAAGAACACAUCGAGUAUUGGCGUCACACAUUCAACUCCUUCAUUCCCACUCCAUUUCCCAAUCUGUCGUCCAACGAAGCCGCUGCUCCUGGCCGAAGAACGUUGAAAACGACACUGUCGAUUUCACCGUCAAAGCUAUCUGAGGCAUCUCGUUCGCUGAGAUGCAGUCGCGCAACCAUUUUGGAAGCUUCUUGGCUUUUCUUACUAUCUACUUACCUUGAUAGCCAGGAUGUUAGCAUUGGCACCGUUCUGGCCGGCCGCCACAUUACUCUGCCAGGAGUGGAAACCAUCAUCGGACCUUGUCUGGCUACAUUGCCAGUGAGGGCUGACCUGGAUGCUUUAAGAACCGCCCAUGACGUUCUGCAUCACAUACAAAGACAGCACAUGGCUUGUCUUAAGCACGGCAAUCUAAGCCUGCAUGAUGUUAUGCGAGCCAUUGGAAACACUGAGAGGGUCAGAUUGUUCGAUUCUCUAUGUGUAUGGCAGGAGGACGGUUUUGCCAAAACGAGAGAUCGAUCCAAGGUCAUAACUUUGGAUACCUGUGAUGCACUGGACUAUGCUGCUGUGCUCGAGUUUGAGCCGCGCGAAGAGUCCAUCCUUCUCAGACUGACUUUUGAUACUGGUCUGAUUUCGAAUCGACAGGCCAACAUACUCGCCUCACAAUUGGACCGCAUUUCAAACAAUAUUCUUGAUCAUCCAGAUGCUGACUUGCAGUCUCUUUGCAAAGGUAUGAAUACCGAAUCGCUAUCGGUGUCUAACAUUUCCUACCGAUCUUUCACGAAAGACUUUGAUCUUGCCUCGACAAUCUCGCACUUGGCAAUGGAGUCGCCAAACAAAAUAGCCGUUGAGUUUGUACAAGACUUCGACAUUUCACGAGAACCGACCAUAUCUACGCUGACCUACAAACAAUUGUAUGCCGAUGCGUCUGCUGUAGCAUCUGCUCUCAAAGUCAAAUACAAUGUCGUGCAAGACGAUUUAGUCUGUGUACUUGCGUCAAAGUCUUUGGACUUGUAUGUCGGUAUACUCGGUGUUGUCUUAGCGGGCGCUGGCUACCUCUGCAUUGAUGUGCGAACGCCUGCUGAAAGAACAAGGCAGAUUCUCCAUGAAUCAAAGGCUUCGAUUAUCCUAACGAAUGGACAAGACAACAGUGUUCUUCAUGGUACAGAAGAGCGCCAAUUCCUCCCGAUCAGUGACCUUGUAAAGCAGUCAAACUACUCUAAAUGGUCUCGGCCACCCAGCUACCCUCUAGACAGCCUUGCGUAUGCAGUUUUCACUUCAGGCAGCACAGGUAUACCAAAGGGGGUCCUCAUAACACGACAAAAUUUACUCAGCAAUAUUGAGGAGCUUUCGCACAUCUAUCCAACCGAUCCUAGCGUGGAUAAACUACUUCAAGCAUGCUCUCCUGCCUUUGAUGUCUCCGUCUUUGAGAUCUUCUGGACGUGGCACAUGGGAAUGACACUGUGUUUUUCAUCAAAUGAUAUUCUCUUCAGAGACAUCGAGCAGUUUAUCAACGCCAUGGAAAUUACCCAUCUUAGCUUGACACCUUCCGUCGCCGCCCUCGUCAACCGUGAUAGCGUUCCUGGAGUAAAAAUGCUAGUCACGGCUGGCGAACCCAUGAAUUCGAAAGUCUUUGAUGAUUGGAAGGGUCGAGGUCUGUUUCAAGGCUAUGGUCCAAGUGAGACUACAAACAUCUGCAACGUUCGUCCUCGAGUCUCCAAACUUGAUGAUCUACAUAAUGUGGGACCACCAUUUGCCAACACCUCGGUGUUCAUUUGUCGGAGAUGGAAAUCAAAUAACGGCACGGACCAAGAAAGCAUUCUCAACGCUCCUUCGGACGACUCAUUACAAAUUCUACCAAAGGGUGCCGUUGGUGAGAUUUGGAUUGGUGGCGAACAAGUAGGGAAAGGCUACAUCGAUGCGUCUCUGACCGAGAAGAGCUUUCUCAACCACCCCCACUAUGGUCGACUGUAUCGCUCUGGAGAUAUUGGGAGACUUCUGGCAGACGAAUCACUGGUCAUCCUCGGUCGAGAAGAUGACCAAGUCAAAUUGAGGGGUCAGCGUAUCGAGCUUGGAGAGAUCAAUUCAUCUGUUCUCAAGUGUGAUGGUGUCAAAGACGCAGUGUCGAUGAUAGUCAAGGACACCACUGAUCAUGACCGGCUUGUCACAUUCUGGUCACCCGAACACACCAAAAACGAAGGAUCUCUUGCUCUCACAACUCGAGAGUAUUAUGAUAAACUGCACAGUCUGCUGCCCACUUAUAUGAUUCCAGAUACACUUGUUCACGUGGGCAAGAUGCCACUAACAGGGCAAGGGAAGAUUGACCGUCGAUCAAUGUUUGAUAUCUAUCGCAACUUGACAAAGUCUCAACUCCAGGCAAGCUCGCGGAACAGCGAUGACACCCAUCUUUCGGAGCCCCUCUCUGAGCAAGAACAUGGCAUCGCAUGGGCAUUGUCUGAAGUUCUUGGCGUCAGUGUAACGGAUAUUGGCCGUAACAGUUCAUUCUAUGGCUUGGGAUUGGACUCGAUCAGUGCCAUACGACUUUCUCGUUUGAUGAAAUCGCGGGGCCAUUCAUCCAUGGAGGUCUCCAUAAUCUUACAAAAUCCUUCGAUUGGUAAGCUCAUGUCCGCUAUUCGUACACUCGACGCGAAUCACGAAUCGCACCAUAAAACCCACUCCAAAGACCUCUCGGGUAGCUGGCAGACGAAACUGAAAGACCUUUAUGGAGGGGAAGGGUAUCAAAUCGACAGAUUCCUGCGUUGUACGCCUUUGCAAGAGUCUAUGAUAUCUAGCUCGAUCAUUUCUCCCAACAACGCAUAUUCCAACAAACUUGUCUUCAAAGUUUCGGGACACCUUUCAGCGCUACGUGGCGCUUGGAGUACAGCCAUGCAGAGACAUCAACUACUUCGAACAGGCUUUGCUUCAAUACACUCAGCAAACAACCCGUAUGUGCAAGUUGUCUUGGAAGAAUACCACCUCCCGUGGCAGGAAGGUGACUCCAAGAAGAGCACGGAGACCAGUUUGGACCAUCUCAUGCUACCUCCUUGGAACCUUCAGGUGAUUGUCGAAGGUGGUGAGCAUUAUCUUAUUCUGCACAUCCACCACGCUCUUUACGAUGCUGAAGCUAUGUCUUUACUUUUGAACGAGAUCGAGAGUUCAUAUUUUGGUUGUGAACUUGCAGAGCCAGUCCCUUUCGAUCGAUAUUUGGACUACAUGCUUCUGCAAGAAGGCGAACAUAUGAACACAUUUUGGAAAAGUCAACUACAUGACGUUGUACCUAGUAGGCUGGCCGAGGUCCUCCCCAACGAUGCAAGGUCGCAACAGCCUACGACAGCAGCUCGUAACUCCUCCGUUCGCCUGUCUACCCUGAAAACUCGGGUGAAGAAGCUCUCAACAACCACUAUUGCUGUACUUCAAGCAACAUGGUGCCGACUGCUGUCCAAACUAUUGAAAUCGCAAGAUGUUUGCUUCGGCAAUGUCCUCAGCGGCCGCAAUCUUCCCAUUGAUGGAGUGGAAAGGAUUAUCGCACCAUGUUUUAACACUCUUCCAACGAGAGUAUAUGUAAAACAAAACUCGUCCAUUGAGGAUUUGUGCCACACCAUACAACGCACAAAUCUAAGUAUCCUGCCAUUCCAGCCUAGUUCUCUCAGGCAGAUUCAGCGUCAGAGUGUGCAUGACGGACGAGGCCUGUUCGACACUCUUGUUUUACUCCAGAAUAAGCAGCCCAAGCUUGAUGAGAGAAUUUGGACGCUGAACCAGGAAUCUGGCGACAUGUCGUUCCCGUUCAUUCUGGAAGUCGUGCUCGAUGCUGAGGCUGAUACUGUCCAACUUCAACUGCACUCCGAAGUUGCAAACCAGGUGUUCUUGGAGAAGCUCUUGCUGUGUUUCGAUUUGUUACUAAACCAUUCAAUUUCGUUUCCUCAGGCUCGAGCUGCAGACUAUUACACCAUUGCAGAUGUUUUACCUUCAGUCGUCGAUGUGGUUCCUCCGAAAGGGCUCACAAAUUCGCGCCACCCUGCGGGAACGAUCUCUCCCGAAGACCUAUCUAUCGCAGAGAGGGAAAUCGUCGAAAUCAUCACAAGCCUGAAACCUGAAGCACGCACAGGAAUUUCAAAACAUACCACGAUAUUCCACCUUGGUCUGGACAGCCUCAACACCGUGCAAAUUGCUUCGCAACUUCGCAAGCAUGGAUACAAAGUCACCAGCGCCAGCAUCCUAGAAGCUGCCAGCAUCGAGAAGAUAGCUCUAUUAUGCUCGAAGGAUGCAACAUACAACGACCUUCCUGGUUUCGACUUUGAGGCAUUUGAAAAGGUGCAAAAGACGUUGAUUUGUCAUGAGAAUAAUAUCGACCUGAAUCGCGUGCAGACUGUGAGACCAUGUACAGCGACGCAAUCUGGAAUUCUGUCUGAAUGGUUACGCUCGAACGGCCGACUCUACGUCAACUCUACACGCUUCUCACUCCGACGUCAAAUCAACAUUUCACAACUCUGCCGUAGUUGGGAUGCAGCCAUCUCACGGCACGAGAUGCUCCGGACCGGAUUUGUUGAAUUCGAAGACUCCACAUAUCCUUUCGUAAUGAUCACAUACCGUCCAGGUGCCACAAAAUUACCUUGGAUCGAGCAGGACAAGUCGCAUAACGAGAAGGUGAUGGUGCAAAAGCAAUUCUCUGCCCUAGGAGAUCCUCCUUGGCAACUACGCCUGUCGAGCGAAAACGGAGCACAAAUCCUUGAACUACGUAUGUUACACGCUCUUUACGAUGCUCAUUCCAUGAACAUAAUACUUAAUGACGUGGCGGGCAUCUACCGCGACAAUUAUAUACCUCCCCCGCUGCCAUUGAGUCCCACGAUUUCGAAGUUGCUUACCAUGGGUCGAGAUGAGAACUCGCGGCAUUUCUGGUCGAGCAUUGCACCUAAAAUGUGCCCCACUUUAUUUCCAGAUAUGAGAAUAUUCAACGACGAAGAGAGGCUUCCCGGUGUUGUUGAACGAUGGUGUAGCAAUCCACGGUCACGAGUUGAGAGGCUUUGUGCUAAUGGAGGAGCAAACCUACAAGCUCUCUUUGUAGCUGCAUGGUCUAUGAUACUGUCGGCAUACACUGCUCAACCACAAGUUACUGUUGGAAUAGUACUUGCGGGCCGAGAUCUAGGCGAUGAGGAAACCACGAAUGUGGCAUUUCCGUGCAUCAACACAGUUCCCUUCCCAGUCGAGAUAGGAGACGACCAUGCAGCACUUCUCGAGAGAUGCUCCAAGCGAAAUGCCAAAGUUACAAGGUAUCAACAGACUCAUCUCAAUCUGAUCAAACAAUGGACUGGUAUUGAAGAAACCUUCUUUGAUACCAUCAUUGCGUUCCAGAAAUACGACGCAUCAUCAGAAGUCAAUGGCGUUUGGUCACGCCUAGAUGAACAUGCCACCGCGGAGUAUGCGGUCUCUCUGGAGAUAUUCGCCGAAGACGAUGACAGACUCCGCUUCCAGCUCACCCACCGGACCAACGUAUUGCCUACAAGACAAGCUUCAAUUGUUCUUCAGGAGUUCGACGCAGCGAUAAACAAGAUCAUGUCUACUAUCGACGGCAACGAGCUGAACGUUCCUGACGAGCUGCUAUCAAUUGUCCCUUGCAAAGAUGUCAAAAUUGCCACCAACGUCAGUUUUCUACAUGAAUUUGUUGAGCUAUCGGCAAAAGAAAUACCAGACAACACAGCUUUAGAAUUCGUCACAGCCUCACAUAAUGGCCAAGUUUCAAAGCGAGCCUGGUCCUACAAGGAGUUGGAUUGCGCCGGAAAUAAAAUUGCCAACUUGAUCACCUCUUAUAGGCCAAAACCGGGUGGUCUUGUGGCUGUUUGUUUUGACAAAUGCCCUGAGGCAUCUUUCGCCAUAUUGGGUGUCUUAAAGGCUGGUUUUGGUUAUCUAGCCAUUGAUCCUACAGCGCCAGAAGCCAGAAAGUUGUUCAUCCUGAAAGACUCUGAUUGCCAACUUGUGCUAACAACACAAGACAAAUUGGGAGACUUUUGUGAUGCUGAGAGGGUCACGACUGUCGCAGUCAGUGAAGAUCUAUUGCAAAACUUGUCAGAAGAAAAGGCGUCAGUUGCCACUGUUAAUCCAGAAGACACUUGCUAUUGUCUGUACACUUCUGGUACCACUGGAACGCCCAAAGGAUGCCUGAUCAGUCAUGAUAGUGCUGUUCAAGCGAUGUUGUCAUUCCAACGAAUAUUUCAUGGUCGGUGGAAUUCUUCUUCCCGUUGGCUCCAAUUCGCCUCAUUUCAUUUCGAUGUCAGUGUACUGGAACAGUAUUGGAGCUGGAGUGUGGGCAUCUGUGUGACUUCUGUCCCACGCGAUCUGUUGUUCGAAGACUUCCCGGGAACCAUCAAUACCCUCAAGAUAACACAUCUUGAUCUCACACCUAGUCUCGCGAGGCUGUUGACCCCCCAAGAAGUCCCAAACCUGUCUCGAGGUGUCUUCAUCGUUGGAGGCGAGCAGGUCCGACAGGAUAUUCUGGAUACCUGGGGCGAUGUUGGUUGUCUGUAUAACUUUUAUGGACCGAGCGAGGUUACAAUUGGUUGUACUGUUCAUCGAAACGUUUCUAAACUUGCGAAACCAACCAACAUUGGUCAACAGUGGGACAAUGUUGGCUCAUUUGUACUUGAGCCAGGGACACAGAUACCCGUCCUUCGUGGUGCCGUUGGUGAGCUCUGCCUCUCCGGGCCACUUGUUGGAAAAGGAUACCUCAACAGGGAAGAUUUGACUCGGGAGAAAUUUGUAACACUACACAAGUAUGGCGUUCGAGUCUAUCGAACUGGUGACCUGGUUCGGUUACUGGAGGACCAAAGUUUUGAAUUCCUCGGAAGAAUGGAUGAUCAGGUCAAACUGCGAGGACAGAGGCUUGAAAUUGGCGAGAUCAAUCACGUGGUCAUGGGCUCCGAGCCUAGUCUGCAAGAUGCAACGACAAUGGUAUUGAAGCACCCCGUACAACAUAAGGAUCAAUUGGUUACCUUCUUCUCAACCUCCAAUCGACGGAGCAAAGAUGACAAGCCACGAUUGAUACCUAUAUCUGAGGUUGAGGCUAUUGUUGAGAAGAUCAAACAACACUGCUCUGCUCAUCUACCAUCAUAUAUGGUGCCAACUCAUUACUUUGCAGUGUCAUCGAUUCCUCUCACUGUAAACAACAAGGUUGAUCAUAAGUCCUUGAGAGAACUCUUCGCUCAGAGCUUUAGGAUUUCAGAAGCGUCACGAAAUGCGCCCCGCAUACCGAAUGAGGAAGUGGCCGGACUGCAUGAAGUUAUCAGAGUGUUGUCAUCAUUCCUACGGAUCUCACCGACCGCUAUUCAGCCCUCUUCGAGGUUGUUUGAGCUUGGGUUGGACUCCGUGUCUGCAAUCGCCCUAUCUAGGUCUCUUCGGAAGAAUGGUUUUAAGAAUGCUGAAGUUGGGACAAUAUUGAAGAACUCUGUUGUGACCGAGCUCGCCUUUGCACUUCGCCAGGACGAUCAGCAAAAACCCAAGCAGACAUAUCAAGAGGCACAAAAGGCAAUUUUGGCAUUUGCUGACGCUCAUCAUGACUCUGUGGCUCGAGAUUUAGGACUCGACAAGAAUAGCACACUCUAUCUUGCGCCUUGCACUCCGAUACAGGAAGGUAUGAUAUCAAAAACCAUGCAGAAGGAACUCGAUGGCAAAGCCUAUCUGUCUGCAUUCUACUACCAACUAGCUGAAAACAUUGACAUCAGCGUGUUGCGAGAUGCAUGGGUCGCUACUCAGAGGACAACGCCUAUACUAAGGACCUUAUUUGUUUCCACCGUCGAUGGCAACGCCCAGAUUGCUCUUCGAACUUGUUCUACGCCUCCAGUGAAUGUCCGCGCUCUACAAAAUGGCGAAAAGAAUCCAUCGAUUCCCUGGACCCGUUACUUCAAUGAUUGGAUAACAUCUGUACGAUCAUUUGGAAAAGAAUUACCAUGGAAAGUCGAACUUGUUACCCUUGGGAAGAGGAAAUAUAUGUCAUUGUUUAUGUUCCACGGAUUGUACGAUGGCAUCAGCCUACAACUUCUCUUGAAGAAAAUAGAGGACGUUUAUCUUGGGAUCGACGCAGGUUCAGAAGCGGAGCGAGGAUUUUUUGAAGCACUCCCACAUGGGCCUCUGACUGUACAUCCUGAAGAGAAAUCCUUCUGGAAAGAUAAGAUUCCUGAGGUCAGGCGGCUGGGCUUGCCCAAACAACAACAAAACGAAGAUAUCAGCUCUCAAAAAUCUUCACUUCUACGGAAAAUUCUGAACACCAAGAAAUUAUCGAACCUUUGCACCAGGUUAAACGUAACCGCUCCGGCGGUCUUCCAAGCUGCCUGGCUUUAUGUACUGGCGAAGGCUUACGACGUUAAUCCAACCAUAGGCGUUGUUGUUUCUGGGCGAGCUAUAUCGUUGGAUGGAGCCGAUAACAUUAUUGGGCCAAUGUUCAACACAAUACCCUUCAGUAUUCAAUAUUUGCCGAAAGGUGCCUCCUUUGCAGAUCUUGUUCGGGCUUGUCACCAAUACAACGUGGAAGUUAUCCCUUUCCAACAUACAGCCCUGCGACGAAUUGCUCGAUAUAUUGGGCACGAUAUGGCAGAGCCAAUGUUCGAAACCCUGUUUGUCUUUAACAAGGCCCAGCAACAAGACAAGGAAGUAACUCUGUGGAAAGAAAUACAUACUGAAGGAUCGUCCGACUAUCCACUGAACAUUGAGGUUGAACAGAAAGACCCUGAUAUCUUUCUGGUGACUUUAGCGACAAGACCGGAUUGUGUCAUUGAUGGAGAUCCUGAGUCGCUGUUUGAUGCCUAUUGCAACCACAUGAUGACUCUUGAGGACCUAGAACUUCCGCUUGCGGAUGCAUUCUGCAGAGCAACUAAUUCGCAAAAUACCAAGCAUGAUUCACAGCUAACUCGGACCCAAUCAUUGAAGGAUGUCAAUGGUGUCAACAACGAUUCCGAUUUGACCUGGCAAGAACUGAAGAUACGGACUCAACUUGCUAAUCUUGCUUCGGUUCCCGAAUGGAGGAUUCAUCGGAAUCAACCAACAAUCUUCGAGCUAGGUCUGGACAGCAUAGAGGCAAUGAAAUUGGUAGCACGGCUGAAGGACAUUGCACCAAACAUUGCCGUGAGCAUGAUCAUGAGAUCUCCGACGCUGGGUGGAAUUGCUAGAGAAAUCGACCGGGGCCUUCGAAAUGGUCAGAGAACUAUGGACGUCUCAUCGCGUCGCAUUGCUGAUGAUCAGGAAUCUUGGCGGGCUCUUCUCGAAAGACAAGGAAUAGAAGUUAGUGAAGUGCAGCGAGUAUUGCCCGUCACAUCCAUGCAAGAAGGUCUGCUUAUGGAUCCACAAAAUUACUUCAACAUUUUGGUGUACAAGCUAAGAUCUGGCUUGGACAUUGAGAAGCUGAAAGACAUGUGGGACGGUGUGAUCAGAAAAGAGCCUGUUCUAAGAACGCGGUUUGUCUCCAUCGACACGAACGGAGAAAACAACACUUUCCUCCAAUAUAUCACGAGAAACUUCAAUGGCGCUGAACUCAGUCGGCAGCAAUCGCUUACCUCCGUCACUCGAAAUCUAAUGGAUGACGGCAAGCUUUCUGGACUCGAGAAACAAACAUUCCAGAUCAGACUUGUGGACAAUGGGAAAGAGGAUCGCUAUUUGGUUCUGGGAGCUCCUCAUGCACUCUAUGAUGCCUGGUCGUUGAAUCUUCUCCACCAGGAGGUGGGCAAGCAAUUGUCACUCACCGAGCCCAAUGCUAUGAGCAUUGAGUCUGUCCCCUAUGAAGAUCAUCUCCAAGAGGUUAGUUACCAGGCACGAAGUUCCGAUGCUCGCAGCUUCUGGAGCCAGAUGGUCCAGGAUAUUCAACCAAAUGUCUGUAUAGGUCAUCUAGAUAACGGGAACACGUCAGAACAGCCCAUCCUUGUUCAAAGGCUUGCAGCAAUCAAUCUCGACAAAGCCUCAAAAUUCUGCAGACAUCAUGGCGUUACACUGCAAUGCCUAGCGCUCUUGUGCUGGACCACUACAUUGGCGAAUAUCACGAAGUCGCUCGAUGUAUGUUUCGGCAUGGUACUAUCCGGCAGGACGACAAGCAGCUCGGAGCAGCUGGUCUUUCCAACAUUCAAUACGGUGCUCUUUAGGAACCGUCUUGACCGAUCUGCAUCGAAAAUCCAGGCAUUGAGGGAUGUACAAAACACGUAUCUGGGCAUCGCCGAGAACCAGCAUUAUCCUCUCCGAGAAACACUUCGACUCGCAAGAGCACAAUCAGGAACCUCGAACUUGUUCGACACUCUGUUCACUUUUCAGAAGUUACCAAGUCCAGACAAGUCAGAACCUUGCGUCACCUUAUAUGACGAGUGUCAUGAAGGUCCGAUGGAGAUCAAACCACCAUACCCUGUGAACGUUGAAUUUGAAAGUCAUGGAGUGGACCUGAAGUGGACCAUUGCCCUUCAGGGUGGAGUUGCCGAUCAAGGUCUUGCAGAAAACUUGAUUCAUCAACUUGAUCACGUUCUUGUAUCAGUUGUUGAAGCUCCUGAAGCGGCUCUUGUUCAAUCUCUGAAUGAUCUUGUCUCUAUUUGUGGCUUUCCGAAUAUAGAGCUGAGAACCUCAUGCCAAUCGCUCACCAAUGGGAGCCAAAGAUAUUCGAAUGAGCCUCAAGGCAGCACACGAGAAACCGACCACUGGACCGCUCUGGAAACCGAGUUAAGGACUGUACUGGCAAAAGUUUCAAGGCUGAGUGAUGAUGAGAUUACCAAAAAAGCGAGCAUCUUUCAUCUUGGCCUCGACAGUGUGAGUGCGAUUAAAGUUUCCAAUCUCUUCAAGAAAAAGGGUAUCAAGCUGCCUGUCAGCGACAUCAUCAAAGCACAGACAAUCGAGGCAAUGGCACAGAUGAUUUCACAGAGCAAUAAUAAAGACACUUCUGUCAGCAAUGCAAUACACUCAGAAGAGAAGUUGUUGGCUCCAAUGUUGGAUCAUCUGGACAUCAACUCAACUGAUGUUGAAGCCAUACUCCCCGCCACCGCAGGACAGAGGUAUAUGCUGGAUAUGUGGAAAGCGAGUCGAGGACGACUCUUCUAUCCAACAUUUUGGCUUCAUAUGAGUGGAACCACGCGAUCUAGAAUACAUGACGCGUUUUCGACAAUUAUUGCUGAGCUUCCAAUGUUCAGGACACGAUUUGCACUCCACCAGAACGUACAGGUUACAUCCAUGUGGCAAAUUGUUCUGAAAGCUUCUUCAAAUAACAAAUAUGACCUACCAUGGUCAUUGGAUAUCGAAGAGGGUCCGAAAGGGCAACUGGUAACCUUGAAAAUUCACCAUGCACUCUACGACGCAGUGUCCUUACAGUUGAUUUUCUCGGAGCUCAAAAGAUUGUGUCAAAGCGGGCAUGACAAAGUUCAGCUCAACAGUAAUAUCAAAAAUCUCAAUGUUGAGUUUCAGAGAUAUUCUGGCCAAGCAGAAAAGUUCUGGUCGGCAUACUUUGCAGAAUCUGGGACAAUUCUCCCAGUCUUGGACACUGGAACUUUUGCUGUGCAACGGGUGGAACGAUUUAAUCCAAAGGUUCUACUGCUAUCUAAAACCUCUCCCUUCUUAAGGAAGAACGGAAUCACUAUUCAAGCACUUUUGUUCGCAGUUUACUCCAAGAUCUAUUUUCGGUUCAAGCAAACUCGGUUUCAAGAUCAGCGCUCACCAACCCACAAGACUGAUGUCGUGAUUGGAAUCUACUUGGCAAAUCGAUCGCUAGAUCUUGAGGGCUUAGUGGACUGUGUUGCACCAACAUUCAAUAUUGUCCCUCUCAGGGUCCGUGUCGAGGGUCGGUCGUUGUUUGAGAGUGCAGCAAUGAUUCAGCAAGACCUUGCAGACGUCACGAAAUUCGAAAAUUGUUGUACUAGCAUACAUGAUAUACAUGCCUGGACAGGUGUGAAGAUUGAUACCUAUGUCAACUUCCUCUCGCUUCCAGGGUCUGAAAAUGAAGACGACGGAGCUGUUGAUGGGGCUUGGCAGAACGGAGUAAAGGAAGACGAAGACAGAGAAGAAGUUGCCAUUACGCAUGCUGAGCUCGAAGACAAAGAGAAGCUCAGACUCGAGACUCCGAACCCUACUUCGCCUUUCUUCGAUGCCAAAACCUCAGAGCUCUGUGAGGUUGAGUGGUGCAUGCCAUCCAUCGACAUCGAAGCCAAAGUUGAGAAUGGCCAUUUGGGUGUUGGAGUCUUUGCGCCUUCGGACAUGCUUUCGGAGGAGGAGGCUGACAGUAUGAUUGCUGCUAUUGGGAGCAGCAUAGAGAGCGAAACUUCUGCGGUCUUGGGUGCAAGGGGAUCUCAAGGAGAAUCUGGGUGAUUCAGUUCAUUUGAGGUAGAUGAAACGCUUUGUCCCGCGGAGAUGGACUACAAUUAGUAUAUAAACUUGCUAGAUUCUGUGAAGUAUCAUAUAGAUGUUGAUGAUGCCCUCCUUUUUGUGGAUGUUUUUGGUCAAAAAUGAUGGGCUCCAACUUGAAAAGGAG
Exophiala mesophila is the source of this 15481-nucleotide messenger RNA. RefSeq lists its product as uncharacterized. The record is from RefSeq and is a predicted model, not a curated record. Bases 619 to 15318 code for a protein of 4899 amino acids. Gene Ontology annotation, biological process: secondary metabolite biosynthetic process; amino acid activation for nonribosomal peptide biosynthetic process. The transcript is spliced from 2 exons. NCBI's taxonomy places the organism in Eukaryota, Fungi, Ascomycota, Eurotiomycetes, Chaetothyriales, Herpotrichiellaceae. Gene Ontology annotation, cellular component: cytoplasm. Gene Ontology annotation, molecular function: phosphopantetheine binding; catalytic activity.